Molecule: messenger RNA, 810 nt
Organism: Dictyostelium purpureum
Lineage: Eukaryota; Evosea; Eumycetozoa; Dictyosteliales; Dictyosteliaceae
Exons: 3
Coding region: 1-810 (269 amino acids)
Biological process (GO): tetrahydrobiopterin biosynthetic process
Molecular function (GO): sepiapterin reductase (NADP+) activity
Source: RefSeq, a predicted model, not a curated record
AUGAGCAGAGUUUUAAGUAUUGUUACAGGUGCCAAUAGAGGAUUUGGUUCAUCAAUUUGUCAAGAGUUUGUCAAAUUCAGCCCAAAUAAAGAACAACACCUCGAUUUCAUUUUAUUUGCCAGAUCUGCAGAUUCAUUAAAAAAUACUAAAGAAUCAAUUAAAACUCUUUCAAAGGUUGCAAAUGUUAUUGAAGAAUAUGGCGUAGAAAUGUCAGAUAUUCCACAAGUUGAAAAAACAUUUAAAGAUUGUUUAGAUAAGAUCGAAUGGAAUAAAUACUCAAAAAUUUGUUUAGUUAAUAAUCAUGGUACCCUUUAUAAUUUAGAUAAAAUUGACACAUUUACAGAUUUUCAACAUAUUCAAAAAAAUAAUGAUAUCAAUAUAACUUCAUUUGUUACAAUUUCAUCAUUGUUUUUAAGAAAGGUUAAAGCAUUACCAAACUUUAAAGACCUCGAAGUAACAAUGGUUAAUAUCACUUCAUUAGCAGCAAUUAAACCAUUUGAAUCUUGGGGUUUAUAUUGCUCAUCAAAAGCUUUUCGUGAAAUGUUUUCAAAUGUUAUUGCCGAAGAAAAUAAAUCAUCACCAAAUUUCAAAGUUUUAAAUUAUAGUCCAGGUCCAUUAGAUACUGAUAUGCAAAAAGAGGUUAGAGAAACAUGCUCAAGCGAAGAAACAAGACAAUUCUAUUUAGAAUUAAAGAAAAAUAACAAUCUUGUCGCACCAGGAGACUCUGCAAGAGCUCUUGCUAAAUUAGUUUUUACCUAUGAAUUCACCACAGGACAACAUAUUGACUAUUAUGAUAUCAAAGAAAAAUAA